ACGGAAGCAAAUAAACUUAUUGUAAAAAUAAACACAUUGUAAAGCUUUGCCCUUUGUUUUUCAGACACUGACUCCUCUCAUAUGACCAGCUGGCAUUGGACAGGGUAUUGGACCCUCCUCCUGCACGACGACAGAAUGAGACAGUAGCUGGGGGUGUUGGAAAUCAUCCCUCCCCCCCUCCUCUUUGUUUUCCCCCUCCUACAUAUCCAAGAAGCAUAUCCAUGCUCGCUAUCUUACACCAACACUCUACAAAACAAUACUUUGGACCUUUGUGGCCCCCACGCUUUACUUUGUAGGGACCGUGAGACUUUUACAGGACCGUUGCUGCUGAGAACAAAACCUGUUUCCUUUCAGCCAGUGGACACAUCCUUCCAUCCUUACAGCUUUGGUGGAGCUUAAUGGAAGCUCAGUAGAUCUUUGAAUCAUGUAAACACCAGAGGACCACUGGGAGUUUCCAUUUGGAGUUGUAUAUUAAUAGGCUGAAAGACUGCCAGUGAGUGAAGCAAAUCUAAUUCAACCUGCAGCAGAACAUCUGUUAGAAUAAAUGAUACCUCUCCUUUGCUGUUUCAUCCAUCACAUCUAAAGUACCUUGUGCUUCAUCGAACUGUUUACAUCCACUCCACAUAUCUGAUCCAUCUGCCAAUCCUUGAAACGAUUUGUUUGUUUACAUUUCCAGGCCUUAUAGCUUUCCAAGACAUAUCUGUUUCAUUACUUUCUCCUGUUUACAUGCAAGUAAAAGUUUGAAGUAUCUAAGAUACUAGGAAUGAGACCACCGUAGAGUUCAGUUCCUCACACUUAUCCAACCUUAACUCACUGAGACUGUUCAUCUGACUCUCAAACGUGGUACACUACUUCCACUGAACAGUUCCGUCACCAUGUACACGCUGCAGUCCAAAUGGCGCUACCUAAUCAUGUUCUUGGGGGUCCAGUUAGUGGUCAUGGCUCUUCUUUCUAGAGAGGGCUACCAGAAAAGAGUGUCAUAUUUUUUCCGGAUUUUCCGAAAGCCGGAUACUACGACAGGACAAACAGUUGUUGGACGCAACCACACGGAUGUUUAUGCCAACCUCUCCCUUUUGGGCUCUGCUCUUAAUAAAGAGGACAUGCCCUACUGCCCCAAGCAGUCUCCUCUGAUUGGUGGACCAAUUCGUGUCACUUUCCCCUCUGGGCUUACGUUUGCUGAGGUGGAGAGAAAGAAUCCACUUGUUGUCCGUGGAGGGCGUUAUAGGCCGCCAAACUGUGAGGCUCGCCACCGCACUGCAAUAAUCAUUCCCCACAGAAAUAGGGAGCACCACCUCAAGUUCCUCCUCUACUAUCUGCAUCCCUUCCUACAGCGUCAGCAGCUCAACUAUGGCAUCUAUAUCAUUCACCAGGAUGGUAAUUACACCUUUAACCGAGCAAAGCUGAUGAACGUGGGAUUUCGCGAAGCCAUGAGGGAAGAGGACUGGGACUGUCUCUUCUUUCAUGACGUGGACCUCAUUCCCGAGGAUGACCGCAACACCUACAUCUGCGACGCUCACCCCAAACACGCUGCCAUUGCCAUGGACAAAUUUGGCUACAAGUUGCCUUAUAAGAUGUAUUUUGGAGGAGUAUCGGCUCUGACCCCUGUUCAGUACCUCAAAAUGAAUGGUUUCCCAAACAAUUACUGGGGCUGGGGUGGUGAGGACGAUGACAUUGGUGUCCGUGUCUCACUUGGAGGAAUGCUAAUCAGUCGUCCGUCUCUAAAAGUGGGCCGAUAUAAGAUGAUCAAACACAAGCACGACAAAGGCAAUGAAGUCAAUCCCAAAAGGUUUAACAUGUUGGCUAAGACCCGGCAUACGUGGAAAGAAGACGGUAUGAAUACGGUGGAGUAUGAGAUCGUAUCCCGGGAUUACCAGCCUCUUUACACCAACAUCACGGUCAACAUUGGCACCGAGGCAGGCCUGCACCCGACUAAAAAAAAAGCUGCUUCUUAGCUGACUCCCAGCAUUCUUGUGGAUCCCAGAGGCACAAGUCUUAGCGCCAAUGCCGCACUGCCUGCAGACUUCACCCACAUGCACAUGGCCAGUGAAUUCAUGGGACAUCAUGCCUUUACUGCACCACAGACCUUCUGUUUUUCUCUGUAAUAGCGGUGCCAUCUAGUGAUCCCAUGAUUCUCUGUCCUUUCUCUCUCUCUCUUUCUCCAAAGUUUGACAUUCUGAUCCUGCGCUCACUGGUUCACUUUAUAAGUCAGGAUGCUGCAGAAACUUCAUCAGCUGGUCCACACACUGAACGCUUCACAGACUCAGUAGGAAGGAUGUGUUUCCUGACAGACAGACUCUUCAUGUAUCAUCUGUGCCCAUGGGCACCAUUGAAAAACCUCUGUUGCCUUAGAAUCAAGCUGCAUUCUCUCCUUACGUUUCUUUCAUGAUGACUAGAGCGUAGCUUCGGCCGCCCGUGGUUGACGUGUCGCAGUGGGUCAGGCCGACUCUUUAGGAGGGGUAAAAUUUGUGUUUUUGCCACGUGGGGAAAUAGUGAAGCAGGCCAAUCAACUACAUGAGCAGCAUUGUUUGCUGCACUACUCUGUGAGUCUGGUGCAUUUCCUGUUCAAUAAAUUAGUACUUUUGAUUAUGUACUGUAUUGCUAUCCAGGUGGGUGGAGUGAUAUUUUGUUAUAUAUCUUCCAUUUCGAGUAACUCAGUCAGAACUGGCCUCUUUGGUAGUAAUAACCACUCUACAUAUCCUGAUGUUCUUUUUUUUUUAUUCCUGAAUUGUCAUAAUUGCCUUCGGUUAUCUUAGUAAUAAUAUUGGCUUUUAUAAUCAAUGCGCUGCCUCUCAUUUUCACGAAUUACUCAACACAUUGUAUUUUAUCUGCAUGAUUUUUUUUUUUAAUGAUUGGCUGGUUGUGUGUGGUUUGCUUUUGGAUCAGGCAAUAGGCUUGUUGAAUGUAGCUGUAUUUCUCCUUUUGGUCAGAGAAUGUCAUAUCAGUGAAGAGCGCAUCGUGUUGUGUCCAUUUGGAUGGCUUGGUGAAAAGUACAUACUUCGGAAGCCCCUAU
Sinocyclocheilus rhinocerous is the source of this 3010-nucleotide messenger RNA. Its product is annotated as beta-1,4-galactosyltransferase 3-like. The transcript has 6 exons. Gene Ontology annotation, molecular function: galactosyltransferase activity. Lineage: Eukaryota; Metazoa; Chordata; Actinopteri; Cypriniformes; Cyprinidae. Gene Ontology annotation, biological process: carbohydrate metabolic process. Gene Ontology annotation, cellular component: Golgi apparatus. The record is from RefSeq and is a predicted model, not a curated record. The coding region runs from base 876 to 1952 and encodes 358 amino acids.